This is a messenger RNA of Spodoptera litura, 3749 nucleotides long. RefSeq names its product Tetraspanin 26A (gene Tsp26A). NCBI's taxonomy places the organism in Eukaryota, Metazoa, Arthropoda, Insecta, Lepidoptera, Noctuidae. The record is from RefSeq and is a predicted model, not a curated record. Gene Ontology annotation, cellular component: plasma membrane.
UCGUUCACUCCACUCGCUCUCGUUGAUUUGGCCAAUGUUUGGCCUAGUUGCUUAGUUUAUUAGAUUUUUACUUCUAAUAUUUUUUAUAUAAAUGUAGUGUUCAGUCCUUAUUUUAAUAAUAUUGUGACAUUAUUAUGUGAUACUUAAAAUGCCUGGCAUAAGGAAAUAUCGAAGGGAUACCAGCGAAGUCAGCUGUUGUUUGAAAUAUGUUAUUUUUGGUGUGAAUGUUUUGUUCUGGUUUCUCGGUCUAAUCGUGCUAGCGGUGGGAGUGUGGGCAUGGACGGAGAAGGACACAUUUAACAAUCUGUCCCGACUCACUAACAUUGCCUUGGAUCCAGCAUUUAUAUUAAUAUGUGUGGGCGCCAUUACGUUCAUAAUUGGGUUCACGGGCUGCGUCGGUGCUCUUCGUGAGAACACGUGCCUGCUUGCAUGCUAUGCCGUUUUCCUUGCACUGCUUCUACUGGCAGAGAUGACUACUGGCAUUCUAUUCUUCGUAUUUAAGGACUGGAUAAAACAACAAGCAACAACUGGUUUCCAAUCUUUCAUCACACACUAUAGAGAGGAUCCUGACCAACAAAACUUAAUCGAUUGGAUACAAGAAGACUGGUUACAAUGUUGCGGUGUGGAAGGUCCUCGGGAUUGGGACCGUAACGCCUACUUCAACUGUUCGAGCGGGGCCGUGGGCUCGCGCGAAGCUUGUGGAGUUCCCUUUAGUUGCUGCAGGAACAAGCCACAGGACAUUAUCAGGAAUAAACAGUGCGGAUACGAUGUUAGGAAACCUACCUAUAAUUUUGAUAGAACAAAGAUAAUAUAUGACAAGGGCUGUUUAGAGGCAGCCGAGGAGUGGUUCGACCACAACCUGUUGAUAGUAGCCACGUCCGCUGUUUGUACUGCUUUUGCACAAAUCCUGGGCAUCUGCUUCGCGCAGAACCUCCGAGCGGACAUAUUCGCGCAGAAGGCGAAGUGGCACUGACAAUCAGCCUCUCCUGCCGCCGUGUGACGCGCCCGCCCCCCCUCGCACUCACUACUGCACUACUACACUACUCCCCUAUUGUGCUGAAUCAAGACUAACUUCUCUAUUCUUCCCAAGAUAAGCAAAUUAUAAAUUCUAUUUUAUAUCUGUGAAUUUGUCUAAUGUUGCCAUUGUUGAAACGUAUUUUUGAAAUGGCAACACUGUUAUGUUCUUGACAUUGUGUAAACCAGGAUUUAUUUUUUCUUGUAUUCACUUCUACGAUUUUAGAAAUUCGCACAAAUUGCCCCAUUGUAUUUUCGUAUAUGGGCUAACGUAAUACAAUUUCAUAACAUACUUUUCCUUUGGGAAAAUGCACAGUAUAAAACUAGAACUUCAGCACAUCUAUUCUAAAAUACAUGCAUUUAUUUGCAUAUUAGGUUAAUGUUUGUCGUGCAGAUUAUUUAUAUACACCGUAAGUGCUCAUCUUACUGUCCCUAGGCUCUUUCAGAACUAUCUUAACAUGGAAAAGUAAGUGAAUGGAGAACUCAUAAUAUGUCAUGUAAUCAGUUAAUCUUUUUGACUUCUAAGACUUUCUUCAUAAUAUUACUAGUUUGCACAUUCAAUGCAUUAAUCUCAAUAAAGUACAUUUCUUGCAAGUUGUUAGAAGUCUCACGAUGGCUUAAGAUACCAUUGCCAUUCUGGGCUUUAAUGUCUUCUGAUUGAAAUGCGGCCGUAACUGACUGACAGACCUCAAGUUAGUGUUAGUACUCCAUUUACUUUAUCCUCUGUAUCUCCCUCUGGCACUCUAUCUUUCUUCCACCAUUCUUGGAUACUCUUCAAUCUCUGUCUCUGUAAAUAACAUUAUAAUAAUGUUGGUACUUGUUGAUAGAAUUAUCCAAUGCAUAUAUCCUUGUACAGUGGAGUUAGCUCUGGAAUAUGGCAGCUUUGUAGAUUAAUAUUAAAGUAAGUAAUCUUUUUAUUCAGUUUUUAGUAGUUCUAUACCAUGAGCCAAAGGACAGAAAUGCUAGUCGAACAGAAUCGAAAAGUCAGUAUACAUUUGACAUUGACGUGCGACAAAUUAUGUCAAUCCUUAUUAUGUCAAUCGCAUAUUGAAUUUACUUCAGUUUGACUUCUGUGUCCGUCAUUUACCUAUUAGCACUGUUCUACGUAAACGACUUAAAGUUAUUUAUAUCGAUAAAAGACAUGUUUCUAGUUAUUGCUCGAUAAUAAAUAGUCCCAAAGCUAACUUCACUAUGAAGCGAUGUGUUCAAAUUGGCCAAUUAUUAGCCUUAACGGGAGCUGUGAGAUGAAUUUAAUAUUGGAAUAUAUAAGUAUUAAGAUGGUUAACAAGUUUGUUCAAGAUACUGAAAGCUAUUUAAUUGUUAUAUUCCUUACAGAUAUUAAAUGUUGUUACAUUAAUGUGACCAGAGAACAUGCCAUCCAAAUGUAGCGCUUAUGUUGUUUGAAAUUCAAGAAUAAUUGUCAACUUAAAACCGUGGUCACUUAAGGUUCAAUUUGAAAUGUGGUGCUGCAUGAAAUAUUCCUGUAGUGUAGUUUGUUCCGAGUGUGUGCAAGUUGUAGGAUGUCGGGUUGUGUUUGCAGCAGGAGAAUAAUGGCUGACAAUAUUAUUAGGACGGGGUCUUAAACAUAGGCGGCGGCUAAACGGUAUAGACAUACUUUAUUUUACAUCUAUUCUGACUGUAUACUACAUGUAAUUAUAGUUCUUUUUUAGUAAUUGUUAAGUGCUAUAAUCGUUUAAGUUUAAAACUUUAAUUUUAGUACCCUCGCUUUACGCUCGUCCGCCCGCCAAACAAGACCCUGCCUGAUUUGUAUUAAGAUAAUAUAUUUUAUUAUAAACUCAAAUUAGUGAUAAGAAAUACUCAUUUAGAAAACAAAAAUAUUAUUAUUAUACAUUAAAAUAAUGAUUUACUUAAUCAUGAUUCCAAAAGUAUUGCAUGUUUAAAAAUAUAUAAAUCGCUUUGGUAUUGUUAUGAAUCUCUUUUGAGGUUUUAUGCACAAAUUAUAAUUAGGCAUUAUGUGUUACAAAAGUCUAUGUGUAAUAUUCUUGUUUUUGGUAGGUUAGCUAUUACCGCUGGUUCGAUAGAUGUUUAAACGAAUGUGUUCCUUAUAAAGCUGGCUUUAGAACUUAUAAUGUAUAAUCUCAAACCGAAUCAUCAUUGUUUUUAAAUAGUUAUGUGAAAGUGUUAUGUGCCUAUACUAUAUAGAAAUAUAUCUUGAAAUAUUGUUUGUUAACGUAUCAUGUGUAUUUAUUAGCCGUAAUUGUCACUGCCUUAUUGACUGCAAAAGUAUUCAUUUUGUAUUUAUAUUACUUUGUGUUUGUAUACCUAAUGGUUUUUGGGUGCAUUUUACUAACCGCUUUAAAGUAUUUAACUUCAUAGUAUAAGGUUUAGUUUUCGAAUCUAUAAUCAUUUAUUCUAAUGAUCUUUUUAUUUAAGUUAUUUUAUAUGAUCUAAGUGCCGAAAUUUAUAUACUUUUGUACUAAGUUGCCACAGUUUAGUGAACUAGUCUUUAAAGAAAAAUGUUUUAUACUCUACCUUUUUGCAAAAACAAUUUAAUAAAAGUAUUUUUUUUUAUACAAACCACUUGUAAUGAGAUUGUAUUAUUAUUUUUGAAAAUGUAUUUUUAUUUUAUUGACUUUAUAAAGUAUUAAAGAGUCUGGUAUUGAUUUACGAUGCCAGUUCUGAAGGUCCUCGUAUUUAUAACGUAGUCUUAGUAUUUAUGUAAUUUUCAAAUGACUUAAAAUCGAUAUUUUGUAUGGAAAUAUAAGUAUAAUAUG